AUGAAUUCAUCUCAAACAAGAAAUGAUGCUAUCGCUCCCAAGUCAUCUGAUUCUGCUCGGGUUGAGGUUUUAGAUCUAUCUUCUACAGAAUCUACACCCAUAUAUGCACCGUCCAACAACCUGGCAGUGGGGAACAUUUACAAGCCAUCAGGAAUCGGUCUGCAUUUGAAUAGCCUAGUGAAAGCAUUGCCCGUGGGUUGUGCAGCAACCUUAAAAUCAACAGAGAAUGCAGUGAAUUCUCAAGCUUCAUCAAAAGCAGUUGAUGGGUUAUCGAAUCCAAGGGAGCAAAAUUCUACUGCAUGUCAUCAAAGGGAAUGUCCUAAAUUGAGUCCGCCAAAGAAAAGGAAAAGGUCAACAGGAUCCAGUGAUGGAGAUGGCUGCAAACGCUGCAACUGCAAGAAAACAAAAUGUCUGAAACAAUACUGUAAUUGCUUUGCUUCUGGAUACUACUGUUCUGAAACUUGUUCUUGCCAGGGGUGCUUUAACACCCCCGAAUACCAAGAUAAAGUUCUUGAAACAAGGAGACAAAUCGUGUCUCGAGAUCCAUUAGCAUUUGCACCCAAGAUUUUGCAGCGUGUGAGUGAGUCCCCUGCGAAUAUUACUCAGUCAAACGUUGGAUGCUCUGAUAGAUGUCGAUGCUCUUGGUGUAAAAAUGCCUAUGGCAAGAAAGAAGAAUAUGGCUCAGGUAAGCAAAUUGGCAACACAGAAGCCACCAUGCCAGAGAUAUCAUAUGACCAGAAGUUGGAAAAUAUCUUGAAUUCUGUGUUCAGCAUUCCUCACAAUGUGACAAACGAUACGAGUAGUGAGGCAUGCCCUGGAGGAGGAUGUUUUUCAUCACUAAACUCGUGCCAAUUGUCUAGUUCACCAAUCAGAGCAGUGGUUCCAUCUGGCGGCAAGAGACAACCUCCAAAGCUCUUUGAUCUUGACAGCUGGUGUGACAACAUUUUAGAAGAUCUUGUCAUACCAGAGACACUUAAGGAAGAUCACAUCUCUUUUUCAGAAGUAAACUUAAGUUCUCCGAAUGAUAAAAGAGUUUCUCCUACACAUAGUCACUUCCCUGAGGUAAGACCUAGCUCUUCUUUCAUUAGACUUGGACCGGGCAAAUAUAUUUUGAAGGCUGCUCCAUCAUUCUCACCACUUGCCGGCUGUAAUAUUGAUGGCAAAAGCGCUAGUAGUCCAAGUACAAAUGCUCCAGAUUAUAGAAAUAUCUAA
This is a messenger RNA of Daucus carota subsp. sativus, 1212 nucleotides long. RefSeq names its product protein tesmin/TSO1-like CXC 3. The transcript has 7 exons. Lineage: Eukaryota; Viridiplantae; Streptophyta; Magnoliopsida; Apiales; Apiaceae. Bases 1 to 1212 code for a protein of 403 amino acids. Gene Ontology annotation, molecular function: DNA-binding transcription factor activity. The record is from RefSeq and is a predicted model, not a curated record.